AUGGUAUCCGCUGAUAAGGAAGGCCCGUUGCCAUUAACGCCAAGGCACCUGUUGAUUGGACGAAACUUGCAAGUUAUGCCCGAUCUUGAUGCAAGAACAAGGGAUUCCAGUAUUGGGAAAAGAUGGCAAUUUCGUCAGCGUAUCAGCAAGUUAUUCUGGAACAGAUGGCAAAAGGAGUAUUUAUCGGAGUUGAAUGUACGAAAAAAAUGGUUUGAAGGUUGUGAUAACGCCAAGAUUGGGGAUAUAGUUCUAAUAACGGAGGACAAUACAAGAAACAAGAGUGGAUUCUGGGAUGGAAACCUACAUGAGUUCAGUACUCUUGAAACAGAUGAUAAUAUGAGGAGCAUGGUCAAAGAUCUGCAUAAAACAGACUUAUUAUCCAGGAUUGAGGGUGGUGACCUAAUUUCACUCGAUGCAAAGUAUCACUUGGCUUGCUUGGUUGGACUUCGAAAUCGGCAUCGUUUCUUAACGAGGCAAAACCAGGACUUCUCUGAGAGCUAUAAAGAAGAGAAAAAAUUCCAAGCCAGAGCCCUUGCUGAACUUAUCACAUAUGUAGAAAACGCUGUUGAUGAUGGAACCUUCUAUUUCAAGUUUUUAAUGCUACGUCACCUGUAUAAAAGUCGUCUGCAUGAUCUUGGCAUCAGCAAAGUACGCUUCAAGGAGCAAGUUCUUAAGUACUUUCCAAAUGCACCAGAGCAAAGUGGUGGAAAGAAUCGCAUACUUGUUUUUGAACAAGGCAUGCAACAGAUGCUAAAAGAGGCAUUGAAGAGUGACUAUGAGGAUGAAGCAAUGAUUCUAGCUAAGGCUGCAAAAAUUGUGCGGAAUGAUAUCUUCCACUCAAACGGUUUCAAAUUUAAUGCUUCAUUCACCUCUGACUGCCAGCAGAACUCAGUUCCCAUAAAUCUCAAGACUCUAGAGCAGCUGCUGUUGAGCGUCAUACCGGCGUACAUUGCCGCCGAAGUGAAGCGAGGCAUUGUGCUCAAAAUGCACCAGUCGUCGACGGACAUCUCUCGACGACCGUCAGCGCCCCCUAGUAGCAUGUUCCACGAGAUGUACGUGCAGAUGCACAAGAAUGUCAGCAUUCUCUAUGCGGAUAUCGUCAACUUCACGCCGCUAGCUCACGGCAUGGAGGCGUCGGAGCUGGUGAAAACUCUCAACGAACUCUUCGGUAGAUUCGACAAAAUUGCGCAGGAUAAUCAGUGUAUGAGGAUCAAAAUUCUCGGAGAUUGCUAUUACUGCGUGUCGGGCAUGCCGAUUUCUCGGCCUACUCAUGCAUCAAACUGCGUCAAGAUGGGAUUCGAAAUGAUCGAGGCCAUAAGUGCCGUACGCCAUGCCACGGGCGUGAAUGUAGACAUGAGAAUAGGCAUACACUCUGGCGACGUGUUGUGCGGUGUCAUCGGGCUGCGUAAGUGGCAGUACGAUGUAUGGUCUGAUGACGUCACCAUCGCAAAUCACAUGGAGUCCAGUGGCAUGCCUGGGAAGGUGCACAUUACCAAGGCGACACUUUUGCAACUGGAUGGCAGUAAAUGGGAGGUAGAGCAGGGCUACGGUGAAGACAGAGACGAUCUUCUAAAAGAGCAUAGCGUAGAAACAUUCUUCAUCAUACCGCCAAAGCGCAACGAUGCGGAUGAGCGAGGAAAAUCCGAGGAGCUGUCGAGGAACGUCGGAAGCCAGCGAGGCUCCAUCAAGAGUUCGACGCGAGUAGCACGUUAUCUCGACUCGUGGGGCGCCGACAAGCCGUUUGCGAAUAUCACGGAAGGUGUCGUCGCCAAAAAUAUCGGACUGACGAGUUUAGCGCUGAUCGAGUCAAACCUCUUACAACCGCGGAGAAACACGUUCUGGAAUAUAAGGCAGUGGCUGAAUGCGGAAGACAUACACCCAGCUUUCUUACACUUUGUCAACUUAUCAAUGGAACAAAACUACCACAAGCAGCCCGAUCCCUUAUUCAAGUACUACAUUGCUUGUGCUACUGUGAUCUUUAUCUGCAUGCUUCUAGUUCAAGUCAUCUUCAUGCCAAAAGAUUUGGUGCUGCUCAUCUCAUAUGGUGCUAUUAGCUUUCUGUUUGUUGUCCUACUCUUCAUAUCAUGGUCUGAUAGCUUUCACGUGAGUAAGAUGCAUCAACCAUCCUUCCUGAGUUCCGUGUCUCGUGUGAUAAGGAAUGGACCGUGGCUUCGCAUGUUCAUAGCGACAACGACCAUGGCCGUUCUCGUAGCUGCCGCCAUUAUUACAGUGGUGGAUUACGACCCCGGUCAAGUUACGUCGAGCGACGAGCGCGGUGAAAUGAUUCCAAAUAUAUCGGAGACUUUCGUCGUGUCUGAUGACGAGAUUGGAGCACUAGAGCUGCCAUCAAUACGUAACGCCACGGCUGAAAGCUACUGUCACUUUGCGCCGUACUACGUCUUCUGCUGCCUGUUGGCUCUCAUCGCCUGUUCUGUGUUCUUGCAAGUCAACUUUCUCCUGAAAAUCUUCGUGACUCUGCUGGCCGCUGUGCUAUAUAUAGCGACUUUCAACAGCCUGCGACGAGACGUGUUCGUAGGACACGAGCCAGAGACGAAUACUCUACUGACAGAUCCAAUCAGGUACACGAUCUAUGUGAUUCUGAUGUUUAUUACGCUACACGUCAUCGAUAGAAAGAUCGAGUACACGUCCAGAUUAGACUUCCUCUGGAAGACAAAGUUUCAGACUGAGCAGGAAGAGGUGGAGAUGAUGGGGUCAGUCAAUAAGAUCCUUCUCGAGAACAUACUGCCAGCGCAUGUUGCCGCCCACUUUCUCUCCCCAAACCGAAGGACAGACGAAUUAUAUCAUCAAUGCUAUGACAGCGCCAGUGUCCUAUUCGCAUCGAUUCCUAACUUCUUCAAGGAGUUCUACUAUCAAACAGACAUAACUAAGGACGGUCUCGAAUGCCUCCGUGUUCUUAACGAAAUCAUAUACGACUUCGACAAGCUGCUGCUAAAGCCAAAGUUCUGUGGCGUGGAGAAAGUCAAGACGAUUGGCAGUACGUAUAUGGCCGCAGCAGGUCUUGUACCUGGGCAGGAGAACAAGCAGCAGAACCCUGAUCAUCAUGUCAUUGUGCUGCUGGAAUUCGCCUUCGCAAUGAUAGCCAUCCUAAAUCAGUUUAACAAGGAUUCAUUCAACGAAUUUCGCUUACGGAUGGGAUUCAGUCAUGGUGAGACCAUAGCAGGCGUCGUCGGUGCACAGAAGCCGCAAUACGACAUCUGGGGCAACACAGUCAAUCUCGCCAGUCGUAUGGACAGCACUGGUGUUGUCGGAAAAAUACAGGGAUGA
Molecule: messenger RNA, 3285 nt
Organism: Priapulus caudatus
Lineage: Eukaryota; Metazoa; Priapulida; Priapulimorpha; Priapulimorphida; Priapulidae
Product: adenylate cyclase type 2-like
Exons: 21
Coding region: 1-3285 (1094 amino acids)
Biological process (GO): adenylate cyclase-inhibiting G protein-coupled receptor signaling pathway; intracellular signal transduction; cAMP biosynthetic process
Molecular function (GO): adenylate cyclase activity
Source: RefSeq, a predicted model, not a curated record